This is a messenger RNA of Penicillium olsonii, 657 nucleotides long. Lineage: Eukaryota; Fungi; Ascomycota; Eurotiomycetes; Eurotiales; Aspergillaceae. The record is from the annotation of a GenBank genome assembly.
AUGCGUAUUCAAUCUCUCGUUCUUGCCGGCGCAACCGCUGCCGUCGCCGCUGACACUGUCACUCUCUUCCUGCCUGGAUUCGACUCCCAAGACCUUGUCGGAAAGGUCAUCGGCUCCAGCGGAUCCAUGACUACCUAUCUUCUCAACUGCCCUAGCGGCACUGACUCCGAUGACUGUGGUGUCCCAGAUGGCGGUGUCACCGUUGCGCAGGGUCACUCAACUGUUGAGGUUGGAUACGGUGCCCAUUCAGUCACAAUCUCAGAGAAAUGCGAAUAUGAUACCGAGUCCGCCAGCUGCUCCGUGAGCAUGAACGAGAGCGGCCUUACGACUGCGUUCCAAACCGCUGUCCCCUUGACCGAAAUUCCCGGCGCAAUGAUGCCUGUCACGAUCACUGGAACCGGAGCCGCCGCCGCUUCCGCUACCACCGGUGCCUCGGUUUCGGCCUCUACUGCCGCCUCGACCAGCGGAUCCACCCUGACUACUUCCGCUUCUUCUUCUACCGCCAUUGGUACCAGCACUGACGCCUCUUCCAGUGGCAGCAGCGCUGCUGCUACCAGCCAGACUGAGAGUGGCAAUGCCGCUAUGCCUAUGGUGACUGGAAAUGCUCGCUGGGCCGCUGGCGGUGUUGCUGCUGCUUUGGCUCUGGCUGCUCUCUGA